AUGACUGCCUUUUGCAUGAUUAAACUUCUGUGUCAAGCAACCAGAAAUGAAAAUAGACAUGCAAAAAGAUUCUUUGGUACUCUUCUGACACAAACACCACAAGAGAGGGUCUUUUCUCCAUUCUGGAUGGUGGUACCUGACCCUAGAAAGUCAGCUGUGUUUGGACUUACUCAGCCAUUUUGUACAGCUGAAAAAUCUCACACAGAGCCAAAAAAGAAAGCAGCUUUUGGAAGUGUGGGGCGACGAAUUCCCUACCGGAUUUUGCACGUAAUCAACCAGGAUGGAGAGAGCUUAGGAAACAUGCACCGAGCAGAGGCACUCAAACUUAUGGAUCAACAUGACCUGAAACUAGUUCUUCUUAAAGAGAAUGUAGAACCUCCUGUAUACAGACUAAUGACUGGGCAGCAGAUUCAUGAAGAACAGCUUAAACGGGCAGAGAAGAAAAAAGGAAGUCCAAAACCAGGAACAGUUCAGAAGGAGUUAUCGUUCUCUUCAGCUAUUGCCAAGAACGACUUAGAAACCAAGACUAAGCAGAUAGCACAGUGGAUUGAAAAGAAAUACCAUGUUAAAAUUACCAUCCGGCAAGCAAAAGAUAGCAAUACAGACAUGUUCGUGCUUUUUGAUCAGAUUUUAGAGUCUGUCUCUGAGAAAGCCACUUACCUUUCCAAGCCAAAAAUUACCAGAGAAGGAGUGAGUACCUGUAUUUUGAGACACAUGUCUGAAAAAGAGUUGAAAGCAUACCAGAAAAUGGAAAAACAGAAAAACAGUACAGCAAAGAAAGAAAAUGAAGAUCUGAAGUCAAGUGAGUUGCAUCAGUGA
Chaetura pelagica (chimney swift) is the source of this 819-nucleotide messenger RNA. RefSeq names its product mitochondrial translational initiation factor 3 (gene MTIF3). The transcript is spliced from 3 exons. Gene Ontology annotation, biological process: mitochondrial translational initiation; ribosome disassembly. The coding region runs from base 1 to 819 and encodes 272 amino acids. The record is from RefSeq and is a predicted model, not a curated record. NCBI's taxonomy places the organism in Eukaryota, Metazoa, Chordata, Aves, Apodiformes, Apodidae. Gene Ontology annotation, molecular function: ribosome binding; translation initiation factor activity. Gene Ontology annotation, cellular component: mitochondrion.